CCCCGACGCGCACCCGGAGAAACAGUUUUCCACAGAAAUGCAACAAGUAGCACCCGGGGUCUGCAGAGCACCCCGCGCCGCCUGACUUGGACGGGCGAAGCCCGCCUGCAGAGACCCGGGCCGGCCGCCGGACAAAGGACGGAGGAGGGGCUGGACGGAGCUGCGAAGUCCGAAAGAGGCCAUUUAGCCACUCUGGUCAGGCCGAGGGGAAUGCAGAGGAGACACAGAGCCGGCGGGCCAAGAGGACGAUCCGGCCGCAGCACGCAGGGCGGGCGGCGAUGGAGGCUGCCCGCGCCGUGCGCUUCCUGCUCGUGGUGUGCAGCUGUCUCGCGCUCCCGCCGCGGGCCAAGCCCGUGUGCCCGGAGCGCUGCGACUGCCAGCACCCCCAGCAUCUCCUGUGCACCAACAGGGGGCUCCGCGUCGUGCCCAAGACCAGCUCGCUGCCGAGUCCCCACGACGUGCUCACCUACAGCCUCGGCGGCAACUUCAUAACCAACAUCACGGCCUUCGACUUUCACCGUCUGGGGCAGCUCAGACGGCUGGACCUGCAGUACAACCAGAUCCGCUCUCUGCACCCCAAGACCUUCGAGAAGCUCUCGCGGCUGGAAGAGCUGUACCUGGGGAACAACCUCUUGCAGGCGCUCGCCCCGGGCACGCUGGCCCCGCUGCGCAAGCUGCGCAUCCUCUACGCCAACGGAAACGAGAUCGGCCGCCUAAGCCGCGGCUCCUUCGAGGGCCUGGAGAGUCUGGUCAAGCUGCGGCUGGACGGGAACGCCCUGGGGGCGCUGCCGGACGCAGUCUUCGCCCCCUUGAGCAACCUGCUCUACCUACAUCUAGAGUCCAACCGUAUUCGCUUUCUGGGCAAGAACGCCUUCGCCCAGUUAGGCAAGCUGCGCUUCCUCAACCUCUCUGCCAACGAGCUACAGCCCUCCCUGCGCCACGCGGCCACCUUCGCACCGCUGCGCUCCCUCUCCACCCUCAUUCUCUCGGCCAACAGCCUGCAGCACCUCGGGCCGCGCGUCUUCCAGCACCUGCCACGUCUGGGCCUGCUGUCGCUCAGGGGCAACCAGCUCACGCACCUCGCGCCGGAGGCCUUUUGGGGCUUGGAGGCCCUGCGCGAGCUGCGCCUGGAGGGUAAUCGGCUGAGCCAGCUGCCAACCGCGCUGCUGGAGCCUCUGCACAGCCUGGAGGCGCUGGACUUGAGCGGCAAUGAGUUGUCCGCCCUGCACCCGGCCACCUUCGGUCACCUGGGCCGGCUGCGCGAGCUCAGCCUGCGCAACAACGCGCUCAGCGCCCUAUCCGGCGACAUCUUCGCCGCCAGCCCAGCCCUUUAUCGGCUGGAUCUAGACGGCAAUGGCUGGACCUGCGACUGCCGGCUGCGAGGCCUGAAGCGCUGGAUGGGCGACUGGCACUCGCAGGGCCGGCUCCUCACUGUCUUCGUGCAGUGUCGCCACCCCCCGGCCCUGCGAGGCAAAUACCUGGAUUACCUGGAUGACCAGCAGCUGCAAAACGGGUCCUGCGCGGAUCCCUCGCCCUCAGCUUCCCUGACCGCUGACCGCAGGCGGCGGCCCCUCCCCACGGCCGCAGGGGAGGAGAUGACGCCACCUGCAGGUCUCGCGGAGGAGCUGCCGCCGCAGCCGCAGCUCCAGCAGCAGGGGCAAUUUCUAGCUGGGGUGGCCUGGGAUGGAGCCGCCAGGGAGCUGGUAGCCAACCGCAGCGCCCUAAGGCUGAGUCGGCGGGGCCCAGGCUUCCAGCAGCCCAACCCCUCCGCCGCUGCCGCUGCGGGCCCGGCUCCACAGUUCCUAGACGGGCACGAGAAGUCCCAGAGGGGCCGUCCGACUCCAGCAGAUCCCGCCCACGCGGAGCCCACCCCAACGGCCUCUCCCGGUUCCGCGCCGUCGCCCGCCGGCGACCCCUGGCAGCGCGCGACGAAGCAACGCCUGGGCACGGAACACCAGGAGCGUGCCGCCCAGUCCGACGUGGGGGCCGGGCUGCCGCCGCUGGUGUCCGACCCGUGUGACUUCAACAAGUUCAUCCUGUGCAACCUGACGGUGGAGGCGGUGGGCGCAGACAGCGCCUCAGUGCGCUGGGCAGUGCGCGAGCACCGCAGUCCCCGGCCGCUGGGCGGCGCGCGCUUCCGUCUGCUCUUCGACCGCUUCGGCCAGCAGCCCAAGUUCCACCGCUUCGUCUACCUGCCCGAGCGCAGUGACUCGGCCACGUUGCGCGAGCUGCGCGGGGACACCCCCUACCUGGUGUGCGUGGAGGGCGUGCUUGGGGGCCGCGUCUGCCCUGUGGCUCCCCGGGACCACUGCGCGGGGCUGGUCACCCUGCCGGAGGCCGGGAGCCGGGGCGGCGUCGACUACCAGCUGCUGACCUUGGCCCUGCUGACGGUCAACGCGCUGCUGGUGCUCCUGGCCUUGGCGGCCUGGGCGUCUCGCUGGCUGCGGAGGAAGCUGCGGGCCAGGCGGAAGGGCGGGGCCCCGGUCCAUGUUCGCCACAUGUACUCCACCCGACGGCCCCUGCGCUCCAUGGGCACCGGCGUGUCCGCCGACUUCUCGGGAUUCCAGUCUCACCGGCCGCGCACCACCGUGUGCGCGCUCAGUGAGGCGGACCUCAUCGAAUUCCCCUGCGACCGCUUCAUGGACAGUGCGGGCGGCGGUGCGGGCGGCAGCCUGAGACGGGAGGACCAUCUCCUGCAGCGAUUUGCCGACUAGGUGCAGGGCAUGUAGAGACCAUCUCAUUGGCCCUAAGGAGCCGCCUCUCCCUGAGGCCCACCAGCUCACCUCAGGGGAAGUGCCCUUUUGUGCACUUGCCAGAGAGGCCAGUGGGGACAGAGGGCCAGUUCGGGCACCAUCCCCCAAUUCCCAGUACUCAAGAAGUAAAUGGAUGAUACUUGGUGGUCAAAGCCAGAGUAGGAGACAAAUGGAUGGUGGGAUGCUGAGGUUGGAGUCUUCACUUGGAGGCUUUGACACAGCUAUGCAAAUGGCUUUUGUAGCAUUGCAAUGCAGAAGCCAGGCUUUGGGGGUAGAAAGGGGGUGCUUGUGCCCCCAACAUGGCCAGAAAUAUUUGGGUGCAUGCUUUUUGUUUGCUCAGUGUCAAACAGGGAAGUUUUGUUUCUAUUUAAGGAAAAAGGAACUUAUUACCAUUACAAAGGAGGCUUGGCCAGGGACUCCACUGGUUUGGUGAUCUCUGCCAAAAAGAGGGAUGUAAACAGGUGGUAAAGUUUAACACACCCGCCAAGGAACUCAUUUAUGUUGGCUGAUAGAGCAUGCAGGAUACCUUAAAGUUUAAAUAAUAAGAGACGCUUUUUUUUUUUUUCAAAAAUGUGAAAACUCUUGACAUUUAACAAACUGACCAAUAGACUCAAGGACUGUUUUAGUUGGACUGGGCCAUUCUAUUAUGUUCCUUUUAAUAUUAACAGUACAAGAGCGCUUGCUGACUUCGAGGAUAACUAAGAUUACAUACUUUCUCAGGAGAAGGCUGCAUGCAAGACUUCUCUGUCAGGGUUGCUCCUGUGGCUUUUUAAAUUUUAUUUUUUUAAACAUAUAUAUGGAAAAGGAAAUUUCAAUGCCAGAUUUGAUAAAAGAAUGUGAUGUAUAUGUAGCUGAUGACCCACUGGGGAACACCAGAGUUCCAGUUCACUUACCACAUCUGUGACAGUGUGUUUAGAUUGGAAUAAAUGUGAUGUGGUACUUCUCCUGUUUUUAUCAGUGACAUGGUUGACUGUGCCCUAAUUCUCUUGAGUUGCAGUUAAGCAAUGAAGGUAAUUUCCUAAUAGGGAAGCAAAGGGUGAUUGUCAAUUGAUAGUUUAAUGUUUGACCACAUUAGUGUCCUUAUAUGAAAUAGUAGAGGGGAAGAAAUUAUAGAAAAAAAAUGUGAAAAAAAAUACACCAGUGGGUAUCUUUUCUACUAAAACCAGAAGAUUGUUAUGAAUACUUACACCUCACUGUGAAAUAAUGAUAUGUUUUGCAAUUAAUUCCUCCCCAACUCAGUGUCUUACUGUGUUAUUAAAUCUUAUCUUUUAGUUAA
This is a messenger RNA of Piliocolobus tephrosceles (Ugandan red Colobus), 4029 nucleotides long. RefSeq names its product TLR4 interactor with leucine rich repeats (gene TRIL). NCBI's taxonomy places the organism in Eukaryota, Metazoa, Chordata, Mammalia, Primates, Cercopithecidae. The record is from RefSeq and is a predicted model, not a curated record. Bases 279 to 2714 code for a protein of 811 amino acids. Gene Ontology annotation, cellular component: extracellular matrix. Gene Ontology annotation, molecular function: protein binding. The transcript has a single exon.